AUGUCAAGCCCCACGAGUCCUAAGCUCAUUCCAGAUGGACUUCGAGAAGCAGAAACCGCUGUCUAUCAAAAGAUUAUAGAUACUGUCACUGCCCUACGCAAACAGAACUAUGUCUUUCCACACGUCGUUGCCAUCACAGAUCUUGGCAAGGACUAUGAUGAUCUUGCUGCCAUGAUAGUUUUGAAGGAACUUCAUCGUUUGGGUGCUAUCAAGCUAGAAGGUUUUGUAGCUAACCUACUUCCGGCGCGUAAAAGAGCACACCUCGGACGGAGAGCUCUGGAUCUUCUAGGACUUCCGGAUAUACCUGUUGGUGAAGGGACCAUAGGCACUGAGAUGAAUGCACAGCCCCAGCUUUAUGAGUUUCCUCGCAAUGUUAUGGGGCAGGAGCCUUAUCCUAGUCAACGCAAAGGAUUGGAAUUCUUGAAUGAGCUUAAGGCUAAAGCUGAGAAGGGACGCUAUAAGCUUACAUUCUGUCUUAUAUCUUCUCUACAAGAUAUCGAUGAGUUUGAAGAAUUCUUACGGCCAAAACCUUCAUCACAGCCAAAACCUUCAUCACAGCCAAAACCUUCAUCACAGCCAAAACCUUCAUCACAGCCAAAACCUUCAUCACAGCCAAAACCUUCAUCACAGCCAAAACCUUCACCAAAGCCACAUCCCCUUGAGCAAAUUACAGCUAAGGUAGUCCUCCAAGGCGCUUACAAGCUCGAAAAUUGCCCUGAUCGUGGUCCAAAAGGGGUUCAACUAAAGGCUGAGGUGAUAGCCGCCAACAAUGGUUUUAACUGGCAAGCUGCGCAACAUUUUCACUCAUUCCUAGACGAACAAAAAGUCCCUUCAGUCGUCUAUACUAAAACCGCAGCCUAUGAUUCAUAUCUAAGGUCGUCCAUAUUUAAAGAUAUGGCGGAAACCGGACAAGCUUUGGGAAUUGCUCUGCAGGAAAUUGAAGGACCUCAAAACACAAAGUUCUAUGAAGGAUCUUGUAAGAUGGUGGGAGGCAAACCUGCUCCCUUCAUGCCAGGUCGAGAUCAGCAAUGGUUCUUAUCACGAAGAACCCACUAUUUCGACACCAAGGACCGUGAAUUAGAUCCAGAAAAACUUCCUAAAGGUGCAGAAAUCUUGGAAUACUGCAAAGUCAUCGUCUAUGACGCUUUAGCUGCAGUAGGCACGUUGCCUGAGCCUAUCUUGGAUGCAUUAGAAGUCCUCGAAGCUCCCAAGUACGAAACACAAUCGGUCCAUAACGAACUUCAUCGAGUCGUGGGAAUUAUGCCAAAGCGAAACUGGGAAUCGGCUACGCAGGAUGAACUUGACAAAGCCAAAUCACUCAAGGAUGAGGAGAAUCCGUUUAAAUCUCCCGCGAGCACCACGGAAAAUAUGAAGACGGUGCUUGAAGCGCUUCUGAUGGGUGCUAUGUUGGAUUGUAAAUCUAGGGGAAUUGGACACCAGGCUGGGGAUCAAUCUGGCGUUAAGGAGACAAAAUAA
This is a messenger RNA of Sclerotinia sclerotiorum 1980 UF-70, 1476 nucleotides long. RefSeq lists its product with no specific name. The record is from RefSeq and is a predicted model, not a curated record. The coding region runs from base 1 to 1476 and encodes 491 amino acids. The transcript has a single exon. NCBI's taxonomy places the organism in Eukaryota, Fungi, Ascomycota, Leotiomycetes, Helotiales, Sclerotiniaceae. Gene Ontology annotation, molecular function: hydrolase activity, hydrolyzing N-glycosyl compounds.